AUGUCAAUGGAAUUGCCACAUGGUGCCGACACAGUUGACUUUGGAUCUAUCGAUGAUCUUUCGCUAUGGGAGUGGGGUACAAGUGGAGUCAAUCCAGGUUGCACAAACGGUCACCACUCAGGUUCUGUGGAGCAGAUGUGGGGUCUUUCGUCAAGUCAAGACAUGCUCAAUGGUACGAAGUUCGGCGCUGGUAGCAUUGCCGGAGAACCAACGCAAGAGCCAUCACCGCCCAUGAGCCAGAUAGGCCGACAGAACACAUACCAGGACGACGAGAUCCCUAUUACACACGUAACAGGCUUUUCCGAGGAUCCUAUCUCUUCUGAUACAACCGCUUCGGACCUCCUCUUCGACCUAUCCAAGGAUGUGGAUUGCCGAUGCUCUUCCCAAUUGAGCCAGCUCAUCCACUUGGUUAGUCUUCGGCUUGCCAAACCCACUACUCUAGACGUUGUCUUUGCUGUGGAGCAACAGUUAAACAGGACAAAAGACACAAUCUCUACGUGCGCGCAAUGCUCCUUCAACUCGCCAUACGUGAGCAUGAUGUUUUGUACAUCUAUAAGCUGGGUAAUUGAGCAUCUGCAGACGUACAUACACCAAGAGUACCCUUUUGGAUGGGAUGCGGUCAGCAGCAGUCGAUACUGGAGCUGCAGCGCAGCAGAUGUUUGGGAUGUUGGAGAUGAGGGGCGGAUCUUAGAGGAAGAAAGCUACUUUCCAAGGUCUCUCAACACCAAAUCUAGGAGAGCGCAGGUCGCUGUAUUCCGGUUUAAUAUCAACCCUCGCUACAGGCUAUUUGGUGCUCACAUAAGAAGACAGUCAACAUGGCAUAUCGCAGUAGUUCUUGUCGUCAUCUGGGUGGCGCAGAAUUACACUCAAACGUGGAAGCGUCUGCGACACAUUCCCAGUGCGCAUAUCACUGCACCAUUCUCCUACUACUGGCUGGGUCGUACCACCUACAGCGGUCGUCAAUACUGGGUCCUUCGCAAUCUCCACGCUAAACAUGGCCCGCUUGUGCGCAUCGGCCCCAACGAAGUCCUCACCGACGACCCCAACGUCCUGCGCACUGUCUCAUCCACGCGGAGCAAUUACGCUCGCAGCGACUGGUAUCAUGCCGGCCGCUUCAAUCCGUAUCGCGACAACUUGUUCACGAUUCUCGACCCAAGAGCGCACAAGAAGGCGAAAGCCAGAUCUAUGGCGGCGUACAACGGGCGUGAUACUGGUGACCUUGAGGGCAUAAUCGAUGAGCAGGUCAAGAAGUUCAUAGAGGUCAUUCGAAAUCGCUACGUGAUAGCUUCGUCAGGAAACGGUCAGCCGCUGCUGGAUCUGGUGGCUAUCACGUCCUAUUUCACCAUGGAUGUCAUCACACGGAUGGGGUUUGGCAAAGCAGUUGGCUAUCUCGAGGACGAAAAGGAUCAUUACGACUUCCUCGGAACUGUGGAUGAGCUCUGGCCGAGAAUGUCGACGGUGGCUGAUGUACCUUGGAUUCGCAAGUUUUUGUUCUCGCCUUUUGUACUCAAGUUCGUGGGGCCAAAAACCAGUGAUACGAGGGGCUUUGGAGCGCUGAUGGGUUUCGCAGCUGAAUGGGCCUCACUUAUGGCUAAGGGCUUCACAGAGGAAGAAUGCCAAUCCGAAGGCCUGUUCCUCCUGCUAGCCGGGAGUGAGAGCACCGCCAACGCCAUGCGUUCUAUUCUCGUACAUACCACGAGCUCACCUGCGGUAUACAAUCGCCUCGUCGCCGAGAUUCAGAACGCGGUACGCGCGGAAAACGUCUCAUACCCUAUAGCCUUAGAGCAGGCACGGAGAUUGCCAUAUCUGCAGGCAAUCAUCUACGAAGGCCUCCGUAUGCGCCCACCCAUCCUAGGUCUUUUUCCUAAGAUCGUACCCCUCGACGAAUCACCCAUCUUUCACGACAAAUUGCUACCCCCAGGCACCGCUGUAUGCAUGAACAUGUCAUCCAUGCUGCAGUCAACGGCUUUGUUCGGCGCCGAUGCCGACGUAUUCCGUCCAGAGCGCUUCACGGAGGCAGACGAAGAGACACGCAGGCAGAUGGAGUUAGAUGUUGAGAUGGUAUUUGGUUAUGGGGGCUGGGUCUGUGCGGGCAAGAAUAUUGCUAUGAUGGACAUUGCAAAAGUGGUAUUCGAGAUGUUUCGCUUGUUCGACCUACAGCUAGUGAAGCCGUUUGAGCCGUGCGAAAACAUCGGUUACGGCGUGUUUUUGGAUAAAGGGUUGAAGGUGAGAGUAUCGGCAAAGAUGUGA
This is a messenger RNA of Alternaria burnsii, 2250 nucleotides long. Its product is annotated as pisatin demethylase. Bases 1 to 2250 code for a protein of 749 amino acids. NCBI's taxonomy places the organism in Eukaryota, Fungi, Ascomycota, Dothideomycetes, Pleosporales, Pleosporaceae. The record is from RefSeq and is a predicted model, not a curated record. Gene Ontology annotation, molecular function: heme binding; oxidoreductase activity, acting on paired donors, with incorporation or reduction of molecular oxygen; monooxygenase activity. The transcript is spliced from 6 exons.